CCAAAUCUCUGUCCUUGACAUCACAGGGGACAGAGGGAAAGCCAGAACUCUGUCUUGGGCCUCUCGCGUUACUAAGUGCUUGCACUGCCAUUGCUGCUUCCACAGUGGACUGGCUGCAUGUUCCUGGCUGGUGCACGGGGGUCAGGGGCCGGGCUUCCCCCUAGGGCCCUGGGGGCUCACUCAGCCCCUGUGCAUGUGGCUUUUGCAGAGGCAGGGGCUGCUUUGCUGCAUUGCCUUCCCAUCUGCUCGUUCUGUCUUCUGAGCCAGGGGGAGCACAUUCACUGUCAUUUUUAGCAGAUCUGCCAGUCACAGAGGUCCUCUAGGUUGUCUCCUGUGAGGAUCCCGAGCCCUAUACGAGGGAGGAGGGUGGGCCGUCCCUGCCGGAGCAGGGGAGCCUUCCCCUUCUUCCUCACGUUUGCUUCCUCUUGGCCAGACCACAGGGCGGGGGAGAGCUGCUCAGAAUGACUGGUAGUCAGGGGGCGACUGGGAAGCCCCCACCAGGUACCCAAUUGAGGUGUUUAGUUGUGUUUUGUUUUGUUUCGUUUUGUUUCCUAUUUGUCUUUGCCUCCUAUUGAGGCUGAAAGCAAAACCUCAGAAAACCUGGUGUGUGGGAAGGGGAGAAGGACAGCCAUGGAGGUCUGCUUCACCUGAGGCUCCUUACCAUUUACCCAGGCCUGUGCUGUGCCGUUUGGAAAUCCUAGCCUUGGGGUCAGUUUUCCUGAUGUGAAAGAUGCAGGAAACGCAGCUCUGAGAGGUCCCAUGGUGCUUCCAUGCCUAGCCUGGGUCCGGAGUGUAUGCUCGCUCCUUACAGCCCGGGCCUCUGCUCUGCCUCAGCUUACUGGGCAGGGAGGGCUUCAGGAGAGUCAGAUGGUCGGUAAAGACCGCAUAUUCCUGCAGGACACUGUGGGGCCCGCACUGUGUUCCUGCAGGCUGGGCAGACCCCCAACAGGGGAACCAUGUGCUCCCUGAUUCCUCACUGAGAGCUGUCACUGAGCCCGGGUCUGGCCCAGAGGAAGGCCACGAAGGGCAGACACCUCCUUGCUGUGCUGCUUCCUGCCCCUGCUCUGCGCGUCUGUGGCUGUGCCUGUCUCCUCGAGGUCUGGCACAUGCAUUCUGACCUCUCCCGUGUGAAGCAUGGUACGCGGUGGGAGGCAUGGCCCUCCCAGGGCAGGAUGUGUGCCAGGGCCGGCUCUGGGUUGUGCUUGGCUAAAGGGGACUGCUUUAGCAGGCCUUGUCGCUGCAGCGGGGCAGGGCAGAGGUGGGGUAGGGGUGGACAGCUUAAGCCAGCUCUGCUGUCAUCCCCCAUGGCCCAGGCUGUCCCAGCCUCAGGGUUCCAGCUGCCUCUGGGUGUGUGUGGCCAUGACCAGAUUCUUGGGGCCCGUCGGGACUGAUGGAGGGCUCUGUGUGUCUGGAGUUGGGGAGUCCUGGUGAGGUACGAGAGGUGGGUCUCCCAGGAUUCGAACCCAUGAGUGUUCACGUUACCUUUAACGAUUUCGGGAAUGUGGGGUGUGGAAGGUGUCAGGCCUGGUGAGCUAAACCUUGCUUGCCUCUGUGCCACCCUGGGAAUCAGCCCCAUUCAGGAGGGGUCGCUGAUUGGAUCUUUGACACCUAGGAACUGAUCUCAUCACAUAUCAGUUUGGUAAAUUUCUUCUUGGGACAACACAGGGAAGUCCAAUAAGUUACAAAUUUUUCUUUCUUGAGCAAAGAGGUCUCCAUCUGGAACUAGCUCCUCAAAAAUUUCUCUUCUGAGCCUCGGGGCCUUCAGGGCCUUGGUGGCCAUCAGUGUGUCCCAGCAAGACUCCUGGGAUCCUGGUGGGCUCCAGUGUGCACACGCUGCACACAGAGCAUUCAGGGUUGGGGGAGGGCAGGACCCUCUGGAAGGAAAGUGAGUCAGGCUGACCUCAGGGAGCUGGAGAGAACUUCAGGCCCCAGAGACAUGAAGGAGGCUGCCCAAGUGACCUUGAGGGUCUGUCUGUCCCUCUGCCUGGCAGGUGGAAGAGCACCCCUUGGGCCUGGCUCUAGUCUGCCCACCAGGAAGGGCUCCGUCUGGGCGGCUGAGAGGGUGGUGUCCCAUUGGUCUGAGGCUGCUGGGCUGUGAUUGUUUGGAUUGUCACUGACGUGCUUUUGUUUUUGUUUUUGUUUUUGUUUUUGUUUUUGUUUUUUGUUUUCUCUCCUUACUUCUGGGCUCACUUUUGUCUUUCUCUCCCUGCUGUCCCCUCCCCGGUCUCUCCCCUCCUGUCCCCUGCCCUGUCCUCUGCCCUCCCUGCCUGUUCUUGGCUUCUCUGUUUUGCUGUCUCUCAGCUGGAGGUUCUGCACUACCGACUCAGUGUCUCCAGCGCCCUCCACAGCCCUGCCCAACCCAGCCUCCAGGCCCUCCACGCCUACCAAGUACUGGCCGCUCUCAUAUUGUUUUGUUUCACCCCUGCCCUGUGGUGUGAGCCAUGGAGCGCAUGGCAGUGCAGUGGUAAAGCGAGGGUCCGGCCGGGGGCCAACUGGGGUGAUUCAGGCCAAUUCCAAGCAGAGUGAGGCCAGUGUGUGUCGGGGAUGGUGGCAGGCAUCCGUCUUUAGCCUGGCUCAGCCCUCAGCUUGGUAGACUAGCCCGGGUUUGGGGUGUGGGGCCACCAGAUCUGCCUGGCCAAGCCCCAAGCCAGUUGGAAUGUGGUAGGCUCUUGGGAGUUGGUGACUUCUGUGCUUGGCCCUGGGUUGAGGGAGCGGAAACAGUGUGGCCUUCGCAGUGGCCUGACUCACCUGGCUUUGCGGGCCUGGUACCUAGGAACUGACUGAGCCCAGGGAAGCCCCAAGGCUCAUGGUGGCGUGGUCUGUCAGUCCCAAGCCUGUGUGAGGCCAAGGGGCAGGGAGGACAAGGGCUUCGUCCCCUAGCCUGGAGAGGCUGUUGGUCCUUGAGCAUGCUGGGGCCUGGCCUCUUGUGGACUUUUGUGCUCCCACAGAGGUAGGCGAGAGCAAGAGAGGGCCUCACGGAGACUGGUCUGCUUUAGGCAGAGAUGACCAGUGUGGACGGAUUUGAAGUCUUGAGGUCGGUAGAUGGAGUGCAGGACUACAGGCUGUUUCAGGGCAGAUGGAGUCUGGUAGUUCAUGGAUUCAUGAGAUGAAUGUCAGGAAGUUUGGGCAGAAAGCAUGCAUCUAGAUCCCAUGCUCGAGGCCAGGGGUCUGUCCAGUUCCCCCUCAGUGGGAGCACACCACAUUUAACCUGAUAUUUGAGCACAAGAUAAGAAAUCACGUUUGCUGGGAUGGGGUGGUGAGUGCGCACAGGGUUCCCACUCAGAAGCAGCAGCCACAGGGAAGAGGGAAGAGAAUGAUCCAGAAGGGCCAGCAGGGGCGGGUUUAGCACAGAAGUGGUACCACUCCAGCAUGUGUUGGGGAAGGGCUCACUUGGCCAAGAGCAGCAUCCCUGGAGAAAAGUGCACAGCAGGAGGGGGAAGAGCCCUCCUUCCCCCCCCCCCCCCCCCACCAUGGGAAGGGUUGCUGAGCUGAGAAGGGCUGGGCCCAGUGAGAAAUGCCACUGGCUUUGGGAAAGUGUCCCUAACGGCCGUGCGGGUGGAGGAGGCCCACUUACAGCAGCGGUGGCUGGAUUCCUGUGGGGAUUUGGCUCUCGAGGGUGGGGGGGUGAGAAGGAAGGUUUGGCUUCUGUCCAGAGGGAAGAUAGCCCAAGGAGCUUCCCGGUUCAGUGCCAAUGCUCUGUCCUCCGCUAGGGAGAUGGUGGGUGGGUCGGCGAGGGGCCAGGAAUGAGAAAGGGGGAGGCUCCUGGGGGGAGUCACAGCCUGGCAACAGUGCCCUCUGAUCCUCCGUUACCGUGAAAAUAUCUUACGUUUUUUUUGUUGUUCAAAUGAUGCAAGUUCAUCGCUUAAGCUUACAGAUAAGCAGAAGAAAGUCUCCUCCUGAAGCCCCGUAGCUUCCCCCGCAGUCAUAUCGAGUCGUGUGGUGUGUUGCCUAGGCCUGUGGAGACAGAUCCAUGGCAAGGAGAGCGGAGAAGGCAGUGCCGCGGGCAGUGGUGGGGCUGCGACUGGGUGCCCGGGCUGUGCCAGGAGGCACGGCUUGUGCCAGCCUCAACGUUGCGCAGGAUUUGGACUAGGCUGCCAGAAGCUCUGUCGAGGUUGUGGGGGUCCCAGAGGCCUGGGGGGUGAGUGUGGGCAGAGGAGCGCGUCCGGGCACCCCAGAGCUGGGAGCCGGAGGCAGCGUAUCCUGCCGGUGCCAUCCUCUGCCACUCUGGAGACUCCAUCCUGUAUUCCGUCACAGAAGAGCCAGCAGACAGGCUUUCCUCUCGGGGCUGGGUCUUAAAGAUCCUACCUGAACCUUGUGAAUGAGAAUUUCACCUGACAAGAUAGAAAGCACUCUCGUCUUGUGCUGACGGCAGGGCUGUUAGCAAUAGAGGAAGGGCCGCCCUGCGCCAAGCCCCAGCUGGCUGUGUCCAGGACAGGAAGUGGAUGGAAGGGUGAGGGUUACAGCAGGAGAAGGAAUUUGGGAGUAUUUCUCCCUGAAAAAGGAAGCCAUGGGCCCCAGCGAGCUGUCUUCAUAUACCUGGGAGGCAGGCAGGAGCCCCUGAGCCCGGAUCCAGGGUGGGAUACUGGCCUGCCUCGCCCCCUGCUCCUCCUCUGGCUGGCCAGGAGUUGGGGGGGACCCCUGAGGACUUGGCCGGGCAGCAAUGACCCGAGUCACCCACAGAGGGUGCAAGAAGCGGCUGGAAGCACACAGGGAAGCAUUCAGGUCUGCUUUAGCAAAGCCGUCCCGCCCUGCCUUGCGUGCUCUUAGCGGGUCUCAGAGCUGGCAUGCGAGGUCUAUCUGCUGCGUGCCAGGCCCAGGGAGGGCCCUGUGGGCGGCCCACACAUCCUGUCGGGGAGAAGUGGUCCUGGGCGGGACAUACAUGGCCAGGCCUGGGGGCCCCACCCUGGGACCAGUCUGGGUCCUGACACAGCUCCCCCUCAACCUCAGGAGUCGUUCACACCCACGGAGGAGCACGUGUUGGUGGUGCGCCUGCUGCUAAAGCAUCUGCACGCCUUUUCCAACAGCCUGAAGCCUGAGCAGGUCUCUCCCUCCACCCACUCUCACGCCACCAGUCCCCUGGAGGAGUUCAAACGCACUGCUUUGGCCACUGGCCCCUGGAUGCGUCCUUCAGAGCCGUCCUGGAGAUGUGGCUGAGCUACCUACAGCCCUGGAGGUAUGCACCUGAGAAGCAGGCUCAGAGCAGCGACUGCCAGGCCCGGUGUGUGUCGGAGAGAUGGGCACCCUUUGUGCAGGAGAAUCUGCUGAUGUACACCAAGCUUUUUGUGGGCUUCCUGAGCCGCGCGCUCCGCACCGACCUGGUCAGCCCCAAGAACGCGCUCAUGGUAUUCCGAGUGGCCAAAGUCUUUGCCCAGCCCAACCUGGCUGAAAUGAUCCAGAAAGGGGAACAGCUGUUCCUGGAGCCAGAACUCGUCAUCCCACACCGCCAGCACCGACUCUUCACAGCUCCCACUUUCACCGGCAGCUUCCUGUCCUCGUGGCCCCCAGCCGUCACAGACGCCUCCUUCAAGGUGAAGAGCCACGUUUACAGCCUGGAGGGCCAGGACUGCAAGUACACCCCAAUGUUUGGGCCCGAGGUGCGGACGCUGGUCUUGCGCCUGGCUCAGCUCAUCACGCAGGCCAAGCAGACUGCCAAGUCCAUCUCUGACCAGUGCGGGGAGAGCACGGCCGGCCGCCCCUUUCUGUCGUGGCUGGGCUUCUGCUCCACAGACACGAACGGCUCCUACGCAGCCAACGACCUGGACGAGAUGGGGCAGGACAGUGUCCGCAAGACAGACGAGUACCUGGAGAAGGCCCUGGAGUACCUGUGCCAGAUGUUCCGACUCAGCGAGGCUCAGCUCACCCAGCUCACGCUUGCCUUGGGGACAACUCAAGAUGAGAAUGGGAAGAAGCAGCUCCCAGACUGCGUCGUGGGGGAGGACGGGCUCGUCCUCACGCCCCUGGGCCGGUACCAGAUCAUCAAUGGGCUGCGAAGGUUUGACAUCGAGUACCAGGGUGACUCAGAGCUGCAGCCCAUCCGGAGCUAUGAGAUCGCCAGCCUGGUCCGCGUGCUCUUCCGGCUGUCCUCCGCCAUCAACCGCAGGUUUGCAGGCCCGAUGGCAGCCCUGUGUUCCCGUGCCGACUUCCUCGGCAGCUUUUGUCGGUACCACCUCACGGAGCCCGGGCUGGCAGACAGGCACCUGCUGAGCCCGGUGGCACGAGGGUGUGCGGCCCGCCGUCCCCGGGGCCCUAGGCUCAGCCUGCGCUUCCUGGGCAGCUACCGGACGCUGCUCUCGCUGCUUCUGGCCUUCUUCGUGGCCUCCCUGUUCUGUAUUGGGCCCCUCCCUUGCGCCCUGCUCCUCGUGCUGGGCUACCUCCUCUACGCUGUGGCCAUGACGCUGCUCACCGAGCGCAGCAAGCUGCACCAUCUCUGACCUCAGGCCGGGUGCCGAUGCAGGGCCGCCAGCGAGAGGCCCACACAGCCUCUCCCUCGAGCCUGAGAGGCCACCUCCGAGCUAGGGGGCCACUUUCCUGCAGCCACGGAGCCAUGCCACGCGUAAGAGGAGAUGAAAACGGAAGGGUGUGGUCCAGGCUUGCCAAGGAAGGGAGUGACCUCAAAGGGCCUGUUAGUGUCACAGGACGGUGCCGGACCCAGCCACUCGGUCCUCCCUGCUUCCCUCAGCCACAGGCCCUGCAGUGAAAUGGGCCUCCAGGCCUUUCUCCAACCUGACGCCCCAGGGUCUAGCUGUGUGAGGCCUGGGAGGCAGUGCUGCCCAGGAGGGGCCUCGCCAUCCUUAAGGUUGGCAAGGUGGCGUGCCUCUCCUCUCCCUGCCGACAGCAGGACGGUCCCUCAGUGUCUGGUUCCAGAGAAGAUUCCAAAACCCUAGAGGUUCCUGAGAAAGUUUAGAGGAUGGUUCCCUGAUUCCUAACUUUAAACCUAGAUUUUGCCAUCGCAUUUGGCAAAGUGAGGGUCAUUCUUCACGCAUUGCCAGCAAUUCUGGGGCUGGGCCCUACAGCUCCACUUUCUAGAAGAAAAGAUCCUCCAGGAGCACAGAUGCUCAGUGGGACAGUGCUUCACCUCUGGCUCCCUCCUGGCCCCCAAGCCAUUAAGCACGUUGCUUGGUGGCAGCCCAGCGUCACUGCCUCAUCCGGGACAGGCUCGCUUGUCCCAUGGGCAGAGGGGAUGUGGCUGGGCCAUGGGAGUUGGGCAUCGUCUGGUGCUGCAACCAAAGAUGGUCAAAGGCAUUGUUUGUACCUUCAGUAAAAUCGAGUGCAAAGACACUAACUUUUUGAUGACAUUUGAAUGUUCCUACUACACAGCAAUUUCAUGUUCUCUGUCGAAAGUCAUCCCCACAGGGUCUCAAGCACAUGCAUUCAUCUUACAGGGGACGCACCAGAGAGAACAUCUCAACGACGAUUUUAAACCAAACCUUUGUUUUGGGUUUUUUUUUAAGUUUCCAAACUAAAUGUUGAGCUUUGUAUUUUGAUGUGAACUCAGAAUAAUGGCAUUCUGGGGCCUGUGACCAAAAAACAAACCAAGUUGGUAACUGACCGCAGAUCUGAAUAAAGCAGUUUUUGCUCCCGA
Felis catus (domestic cat) is the source of this 7582-nucleotide messenger RNA. RefSeq names its product sphingomyelin phosphodiesterase 4-like. Gene Ontology annotation, molecular function: sphingomyelin phosphodiesterase D activity. NCBI's taxonomy places the organism in Eukaryota, Metazoa, Chordata, Mammalia, Carnivora, Felidae. Gene Ontology annotation, biological process: sphingomyelin catabolic process; ceramide biosynthetic process; glycerophospholipid catabolic process. The coding region runs from base 5145 to 6431 and encodes 428 amino acids. The record is from RefSeq and is a predicted model, not a curated record. The transcript has 9 exons.